This is a messenger RNA of Trichomycterus rosablanca, 4571 nucleotides long. It is a transcript of the gene fgfrl1a, whose product is annotated as fibroblast growth factor receptor like 1a. Lineage: Eukaryota; Metazoa; Chordata; Actinopteri; Siluriformes; Trichomycteridae. The transcript is spliced from 7 exons. The record is from RefSeq and is a predicted model, not a curated record. The coding region runs from base 104 to 1561 and encodes 485 amino acids. Gene Ontology annotation, molecular function: fibroblast growth factor receptor activity; fibroblast growth factor binding. Gene Ontology annotation, cellular component: plasma membrane.
UAUUUCCAUGGAAAGAUGUGAGCCCUGAAGUUCUCAGCACUGAGAAUCAGAUCACAAAUUCCCACAGUGUCGACUGAAGAAACCAGACGCCGUUUUUGCCAUCAUGGAACUUCUGUGGAUUGUUCUCGUGGUUUUUAAUAUUGUCUUUCUGACAGAAGCUGCUCGAGGUCCGCCGCGCGUCUCGGAGAAGGUGGUGCACAGACAGACGGUACGGAUCGGACGCACCAUGAAGCUGCCGUGUCCGGUGGAGGGCGACCCGCCGCCUCUCAUCAUGUGGACCAAAGACGGGCGCAACAUCCACAGCGGCUGGAUGCGUUUCAGGGUCCAGCAGCACGCCCUGCGCAUCAAAGAGGUGGAGGCGGAGGACGCCGGGACGUUCGUCUGCAAGGCCACCAACGGCUUCGGCAGCGUCAACAUCAACUACACCCUCAUCGUCAUCGAUGACUCGAGUUCAGGGAGGGACGGUGCCAGAGCAGCGGGGGACGCCGACUUCUCCACUGACCUGUCAGGAAAACUGGUGCGUCCCCGCUUCACCCAGCCGGCCAAGAUGAGGAAGCGGGUGAUAGCUCGGCCCGUGGGCAGUUCGGUGAGGCUGAAGUGCACGGCCAGCGGGAACCCCAGACCCGACAUCGUGUGGCUGAAGGACAGCAGGCCGCUCCCGCCCGAGCAGGUGGGCGAGGGGCGCAAGAAGAAGUGGACGCUGAGCUUGAGGAACCUCACGCCCGAGCACAGCGGGAAGUACACCUGUCACGUCUCGAACCGAGCCGGAGAGAUCAACGCCACCUACAAAGUGGAAGUGAUCCAGCGCACCAACUCGAAGCCCAUCCUGACUGGCACCCAUCCAGUAAACACCACCGUGGAUUACGGUGGCACCACGUCCUUCCAGUGCAAAGUGCGCAGCGACGUCAAACCCGUCAUCCAGUGGCUGAAGCGGGUGGAGCCGGGCGACGAGAGCAAGUACAACUCCACCAUCGAGGUGGGCGAACACCGCUUCGUCGUGCUGCCCACCGGGGAGGUGUGGUCCCGACCCGACGGCUCCUACCUCAACAAGCUGCUCAUCACCCGCGCCAAGGAGGAGGAUGCCGGCAUGUACAUCUGCCUGGGUGCCAACACCAUGGGGUACAGCUUCCGCAGUGCCUUCCUCACCGUCCUGCCUGACACCAAGCCUCAGUACCCCGCGAUCGCCACCGCCUCGUCCCCCGCCCUCCCCUGGCCCGUCAUCAUCGGCAUUCCCGCCGGCGUGAUCUUCAUCCUGGGCACCAUCCUCCUGUGGUUCUGCCAGUCUAAAAAGCACUGUUCGUCAGGAGCCAUGGUCUCCGCCCAGGCUCUGCCCAACGGACACCGCCCGCCCCCGAGGGACCGCUCCCUGCCGGGGCCGGAUAAGGACUGCUCCACGGGCUCCAUGAGCUACGAGGAGUACCUGAGCCAGCAACAGCAGCAGCAGCAGCUCCUUCUGGGUCCCAAGGUAUACCCGAAAAUCUUCACGGACAUUCACACGCACACCCACUCGCACGUGGACGGCAAAGUUCACCAGCACCAGCACAUCCACUACCAGUGUUAGUGUUAGCCUCGCCAGUGCCAGCUCACAGAACUUGACCUGUUAAGCGGAAAAUGAGCGCUCGUGCCAGGCGCUGCCACAUUUCUACCAUUGAUACGAACACUUCAACGAGUCCAAGUCUUCGUCCAGGCUACUAUUUUUUACGUGUGCUGUUGCUAAGCAAUAACGAACUAAAAACAGAUUGAUGCAGUCGUUUCACACCACAGCACCAAAAACCAGCUUUUUUUAAACAAUGCACCGGAGAAAUGAAUGUACUGUGAACCACCGGUUUGUUCAUCCAGCUUUAACGCUUCACGUGGACGUGGCCGAAAAGAAGGAGCCUCAUUUGCACCAAAUCUCAGUCGUAUUUAAGUCUGCAUAUUUUAACCCUCGUAACUCGUCGCAUGGGAGUCUAUACGUACACGUACUUCUGUACUAUAUUUUGCAUUUCAAAGAACAAUGAAUGGACUUUUGUAUUCGGUACAUGGAUGUCGCCAUAUCUAUGGAUGUCUGGCUAGUAGUCUGAAAAUCCCAGGUUGGACUCUUGAGCAAACCCUUAAUUGCUUGGAUUGUACGCAGUUGCUUCGACUAAAAGCGUCCGCUACAGAUGUUGCAGAUGUAAACAUUAAACGUUAAUGUACUGCUCAGACAGGGCCAGACAUGAUCUUGUAAUGAGAAUCGUUUUGAACUGUUACGACUUCACGUUUCUAGUUUGAUCCCAAAAGCAGGCCCCUCAGGUAGUGGCAAAAUACGCUAGCACACCAGAGCUGGGAUUUUGAAUACGUUUCGAAUACAGACAGCUAACUGGGCUGGGCAGCCACAUGAACAACGUAAAAUUGCCGGACCAGGGUUUCUCAGACCUCUGCUGGCUGAUUGAUCAGAGUUGAGGAAUAAUGCUGAUCAGGGUGUGGCUCUCCGUGCACAAGGCUGAUCCGCAUGAACUCGCCUUUUGCAGGUGAAGAGAGUCAGUCGGUACUGCACACGUGUCGGAGGGGGCGUGUCACUUGCGAAGCUCCUCAGUCAGCAGUGCAGGGAUGUAUCAGUACAGGUGAAGCGUAACGCAAUCAGGGGAACUGGAUAUGACCGGAUUAGGGGAGAAAUUGGGGGAAAAAAUAUGAUUUACCAUUUAACUAAAUUUCCUUAAAAUCUACAUUACAGUCCAGUUCAUCUAUACAAAUCUGCCCUUUGGAUUUUAUAUAUACCUGUAUAUAUAUUAUUAUAUAUAUACAUAUAUUUUAUAUACAUAUUAUGCAUUUUUCUCCCAUUUUCUCCCAAUUUAGUGUAGUCAAUUUGUCUUCCGCUGCUGGAGGAUCCCCGAUAUUUUGAAGUUGAGGAGGGUAUAUUGCUGCUCACGCCUCCUCCGACCCACAUGCAGCCCUUAACGGAACUUUUUUCCACCCAUGCACUAUGCACAGGCACCUCUAUCCGCCAAUCAGAGUUCUUACGCAGGGUUUGAAGACCCCGCAUAUUCCGGUCAUCCCUACCGGCCGUAGCACUGUCACUUCACAGCAAGAAGGUCCUGGGUUCGAUCCUCAGGUGUCUGUAUGGGUUUCCUUCAGGAGCUCCGGUUUCCUCCCACAGUCCAAAGACGUGCAAGUGAGGUGAAUUGGAGAUACAAAAUCAUCCAUGACUGUGUUCGACCGAGUUAAAAGCUUGAUCUGAUGAAUCUUGUGUUAGCAGUAACUACCGUUCCUGUCAUGAAUGGAGCCAAAGUGUAAAACAUGACGUUAAAAUCCUAGUGAAUAAAUAUUGAUUUACUUAUUUUAUUUUUAUGCCACUUAAUAUAGUACGCAGACACGGGAAGAACAUGCAAACUCUGCACAGAAAAAGGACCCGGACUGCCCCGCCUGGGGAUCGAACCCAGGACCUUCUCGCUGUGAGGCGACAGUGCUACCCACCAAGCCACCGUGCCGCCCUAUGCUUAAGUCCCUAAUAAAUAAAUAAAUAACAUUGCAUUGGAUUGGAUCAUAAACUGACUGUUCCGACGCUAAUCAUUCAUCGUUCUCGCUCGCUUUCCAGCCGGAUUCCUCAGAUAUUAUUCUGUUUUCAUUACGAGAUCAUGUCUGACUCAUUUGCAGAAUCUAGUAUCGACUUCAAUAACACCAAAAAAAGUCAACAAGUGAGAGCUAUGAAAGGCGCCGGUCCCUGAGUGACUUUGAAUCUCACUCAGGGAGUCCACACAAAUAUAAUUAGCCGUGCUAUAAUGAUUUGAUCCCACUGUUGCUGCGAUGUGCGAUCUCCAAGACUGAUCUAGAUGUCUGCGUGGGGGUGGAGGGUCACAUAGGGUUUAGCGUGGCUCUCCAUAUGCGAUACAGCUCUGUGAGGGAACCCAACGCUGGCAGGUGAUUAAAAAGCUGAAAGGCGCCGGUCCCAAUUUCCUGCCUCUCUCAGACGGUUCUUAUUCUUUUGCCUUUUCGCCUCUGGGCGGACGUGUUUAUCUUGACCACUAAUAAUGGAGACUGUGUGAAUGCCUUCGACUGCUCGAUACCAGCGGCUCUUCUGCUCCUGAAUGGAUCUUUGGUACCUGGACUGAAAUUGUGAGGUGUGAGAACACAGAACUCAGCCCGGCAUCUUCUGUGAUUAACCAAACCGUCUCGGUAACGUGCUUCAACACUGCCAAGCUUCCGAUCCGUAAGAAUGCACUUAGCCCUAGUGAGAAUUUGUAGGAUGAAGGUCAUGUUAGCAUGUUAGCAAUAACCCAGACUGCAAAACUUAGCGUUUCUAUAAGUAGUUUAUUUAUUUAAUAGCAAUAUUUCCACCCUGAAUUGGGCCUUACGUUAAAUGUUUUAAAACCAAAAGAUAAUAUUACUUUUGAAUAUUGUUUUCUAGCCUCGUUGUAAGCUAUGUAGCAUAUUAUGAUAUCACGUGUAAAAUAUUUAUGUGUGCAGGUUUAAGAAGUUAGUAAUUAGUUAUCUUCAUCCUUGUACGGACAAUCUUGUACAGUCUGGCCUCAUUUCUACGUUCGGUUCAUUUUGUUCGCCGCGUUGAAACAUUUAAAAUCAUUUUAUCGUCGCUAAUAAAAUGAGAAAUCGUA